AUGGAGCAACUCCGCCCCAAUUAUGACCCCGAGGCUGUCAGGAAGGCGAUCGAGAGUUCUGGGAUGUACUCUGCUCAGAACGCUUCCCCCGAUAUGACCGACAUGAGCGUGCCUAUUACGCUGAGUGUCUUUAGCAGCACAUAUUUGUUUUCGACCAACGGCGUGGCUGAGAUGACCCUGAAUUUGUCUAAGACCAACUGGGCGAGCAGGAUCAGCGAGUUUUGGCUUGGGCUUAUGAGGUGUCAGCUGACCAGCUUGGUCUUGACGAGAUCGAGGGAUUCUGCGUCCCCUUACUUCCAGUCCUCGGUGCCGCUACUCGAUUUCCUGCUUGUGAACCGACAACUCCAGUCACUUCGAGUCGAGAGUGCCCAGGGGUUGCUGAAGGACAUCAAGCCGGCGUUUCAGAUCCACCCAUUUGCUCGGUUGAGGGUUCUGGAUGUUACCAUUGACACAAACAAGGAUGUCGAGGAUAUUAAGCGGGCGUUGGCGAUGUUGGUCGGUAGUGCGACAGGGCUGCGGAAACUCAGGAUUGCAUGGAACGAUUUGAACCAGGGAGAGUGGUCGACUCAGGUGGUCGUUGUCAAGACUGGCGAGGAAGAGAUCUCGAUGACGGUCCAGGACGGGAACUUCCAGGAUGUAGAUCUCAAGGUCGCCACGAUGGCUAUAGCGGAGAAGCACCCGAUGAUGUGGUUGAAGGCCCUGCGGACGCUGACGAUCAAGGAUCGGGAAAUACUGGAUUCUGCAGAGAUGCAGACCAACUUAAAGUGGAUCAUGGGCCUUAACCCCCUGUUGGCGACGCUGCAUCUGGAAUGCUGGGCUAUUGAGUUCCAGACUGCCGAGGAGACAGUCAAGAGUGUUGUCCAGGGUGUGCCCUGUGGGUUGACCAAGGUCGUUCUCAAGGAUUCUCUUGUCGGCGAAGAGGACGGGAUCGCCGAUGAGCUAACACUGACAUUCGACCUCGCCAAACUCACAUCUCUAACCGCAACAACAGCAUCACCUCCCAUGCGACUCCGGAACAACGACGACAGCUCCUCGAUAAUCCACGCAGAAGUCCGUGCACCCUUGCACGAACCCUAUUAUUCAUUAACCCGAGCCGUAGGCGACAACUCCCUCUUCUACCUCAACUAUGGCCACGCCAUCCAAAACAUGCACCUCGGCAAUUUGCGUUUCCAAGAACUAUACCAGUACCUCGAGUCCAUCCAAGUGGGCUACAAACGGACACACCUCACCUGUCCGGCAAUCCACGGCUUCUGGUCCGAACUCUCCAAGGUGCUCGAACGAACGAAAACAUCCCUCAAACUUCUUGCGGUGCAGAGGCUCAAUACUGCCGGUAGCACUGUUGCUGGUGUCCCGCAAAAGACGCUGAUUGUCAAAUCGCGAAUCACAGAGUUCUUCAGAGGGGAUAGGUUGGUGCUGGUUCAUCAGGACGAUGUUUCGGAUGAUGAAGUGAAGGAGUUGAUGGCCCCUUCGAGGUGUGUGGUUACCUUUGCGCGCGACCAUGGAGCUUAG
Messenger RNA from Linnemannia hyalina, 1509 nucleotides. Lineage: Eukaryota; Fungi; Mortierellomycota; Mortierellomycetes; Mortierellales; Mortierellaceae. The record is from the annotation of a GenBank genome assembly.